AUGCUCGCAGCCGCUAAAUUGAUCGACUCGACGGAAAUGGACCCUGAUGUUUCAUGGCUCGAAGUUGUCGCAUACUCGGGUGUCAGCGCUGCCUUAUGCGCAACCAUCUGGGUCGCUGCAAAAGCAUGUUGA
Messenger RNA from Fusarium poae, 132 nucleotides. RefSeq lists its product as uncharacterized. The coding region runs from base 1 to 132 and encodes 43 amino acids. The transcript has a single exon. NCBI's taxonomy places the organism in Eukaryota, Fungi, Ascomycota, Sordariomycetes, Hypocreales, Nectriaceae. The record is from RefSeq and is a predicted model, not a curated record.